UCCCCGGCUUCGUGGUGGAACGCGACUGGGUGGCCCGAGUUCUGGCCGGACCGCUGUAGGGGUGUACUGAGCGCUUCCGUGUGUGUGUUCUAGGAAGUCACCUUUGUGUGUCCUCAUGGCCUCGCUGGUGGCCUAUGAUGAUUCUGACUCAGAGACUGAGACGGAACCCGCCAGAAGCGUGACUGCCGCAGGCCAGAAGAAUGGUGCCUCUGGUGUGACCAGACUUUCUUUGAAGGGUUUUGCAUCUGGUACAGUGGAUGUGACAAAAGAGGGGGCACAGCACACAGGGAGCAGUCCUGAUAAAGAUCCAGAUGAAGACCCCGGGGAGCAACGCCUGCCGCUGGCUCGGCUCUGGAGAUGUAACCCAGGGUCUUGUCCCAGCCAGAGGCUACAGUGGCCCUCAAAGGAACCUGGUACCACCUUCCCCACCAGUCACCCUCCCUGCCCUUCUCUGUGGAUGAGCCAAGCUCCAGCCAGCCAUGUGCCCCUGGCAGCUGCCUGCUUAAAGCCAAUGAAACCUGCCUGGGAUGCCCUCAGCUCAUCUCUUCAUGUCCAAAGCAAAGUUGAAAGCACCAUUGGAAACACCAGCUCUUCUCAGAGGAAAAGGGGCGAGGACUGUGUGGCUCCCUAUAUCCCCAAGAGACUGAGGCAGCUACAGGCACCGAAUCCAGAAGCUAGACAGGGCAAAGAUGUAAAGCCCCUGGGAUCCCCUUCACAGUGUGCCGCAGCUCCCCUCUGUGUGGCUCCCACAGUGUCAGAGUUUAUCCAGCCAUAUUUGAACAGUCCGUACAGAGAGACUACGGUCCCCACGAAAGUGCUUUUCCACCUCCGAGGCCACAGGGGCCCUGUGAACAGCAUUCAGUGGUGUCCAGUCUUUAGUAAGAGCCAUAUGCUUCUCUCUACUUCCAUGGAUAAAACCUUCAAGGUGUGGAAUGCCGUGGACUCGGGACACUGCCUGCAGACCUACUCUGUGCACAGUGAGGCGGUAAGGGCUGCUCGGUGGUCUCCCUGUGGCCGGCGCAUCCUCAGUGGUGGUUUCGACUUUGCCCUGCACCUAACAGAUCUGGAAACAGGAACCCAAGUAUUUAGUGGACAGAGUGACUUCAGAAUCACCACCGUGAAAUUCUAUCCAAAAGAUCACAACGUCUUUUUAUGUGGCGGCUUCAGCUCUGAAAUCAAAGCCUGGGACACAAGGACUGGCAAGGUGGUGAGAGGCUACAAGGCCACCAUCCAGCAGACCCUGGACAUCCUCUUCCUCCAGGAAGGCUCUGAGUUCCUAAGCAGCACUGACGCAUCCACUCGGGACUCUGCUGACCGAACCAUCAUUGCCUGGGAUUUCCGGACCUCUGCCAAGAUCUCCAACCAAAUUUUCCAUGAGAGGUACACCUGCCCCAGCCUCGCCUUGCAUCCGAGGGAGCCCGUGUUCCUGGCACAAACCAAUGGCAACUACCUGGCACUCUUCUCCUCCGUGUGGCCCUAUCGGAUGAGCAGACGGCGACGCUACGAAGGUCAUAAGGUGGAAGGCUAUGCGGUGGGUUGCGAGUGCUCCCCGUGUGGCGACCUGCUGGUGACAGGCAGCGCUGACGGCCGCGUUCUGAUGUUCAGCUUUCGCACUGCCAGCCGGGCAUGCACGCUGCAAGGGCACACGCAGGCCUGCCUCGGCACCACCUACCACCCUGUGCUGCCUUCCGUCCUUGGCACCUGCUCCUGGGGAGGAGACAUCAAGAUCUGGCACUGACUGGAAACAAAGGCCCUCCUCCUGAGCAGGCGACACUGAAGUUGGCUGGAGGUUAGGCCAGUGCUUAAGAGGCUGCUUCUGCUGCCUGCUGAGCCACACUGACUCCUCUGGAAAAUGGGGGUGAGAAGCCAUCUCAGUGUGUGAGGACUGCGUUAGUAAAGGCAUUGGCCAAGUGGCUGGUGAUGCCCAAUCAAUA
Messenger RNA from Psammomys obesus (fat sand rat), 1934 nucleotides. RefSeq names its product WD repeat domain 25 (gene Wdr25). The transcript is spliced from 7 exons. NCBI's taxonomy places the organism in Eukaryota, Metazoa, Chordata, Mammalia, Rodentia, Muridae. The coding region runs from base 116 to 1738 and encodes 540 amino acids. The record is from RefSeq and is a predicted model, not a curated record. Gene Ontology annotation, molecular function: protein binding.